ACUGAACAGUUUCAACUCGAUGAAAUGUCGGAAGAUGGCUAUGAGCUUUCUCGCCCUAACUCGCUUUUUACAUGACGCACAAGGGCAGGCAAGCAGCCAAACUUCGAGAGUUACACACCUCACAACGGACAUCGAAGAGGGGGUAUUCAUGAACUGGCGGAGAUAUCAUCAUCGCAAAGCUGUGUGUGUCAGCAAACAAUCUGAAGGCCCGAAAGAAGGAGAUCAAGCGCAAAAACAUGUCGAACAUUGCGACUUGUGCAUGAGACUCAUAUAUGGAAUGAGUUACCGAUAAAAAAUACUGAUGGAUCUUUUUGGGUCAAUUCAUACUUCACACAUUUCC
Molecule: messenger RNA, 340 nt
Organism: Cantharellus anzutake
Lineage: Eukaryota; Fungi; Basidiomycota; Agaricomycetes; Cantharellales; Hydnaceae
Exons: 1
Coding region: 20-292 (90 amino acids)
Source: RefSeq, a predicted model, not a curated record